Molecule: messenger RNA, 564 nt
Organism: Rhinocladiella mackenziei CBS 650.93
Lineage: Eukaryota; Fungi; Ascomycota; Eurotiomycetes; Chaetothyriales; Herpotrichiellaceae
Product: golgi apparatus membrane protein TVP23
Exons: 3
Coding region: 1-564 (187 amino acids)
Biological process (GO): vesicle-mediated transport; protein secretion
Cellular component (GO): Golgi membrane
Source: RefSeq, a predicted model, not a curated record
AUGGCAGACGAGCCUGGCUCCCUUAAUUGGCGCCUCAGUUCACAUCCCAUCACUCUCCUGACAUAUCUAGGCUUCCGAAUAGGAAGCCUAUUAAUGUACCUCUUCGGCGUGCUCUUUAUACGCAACUUCGUCCUCGUCUUCAUUCUCACCCUUCUCCUCUUGUCCGUCGAUUUCUAUUACUUGAAGAACAUCGCCGGUCGUCGUCUUGUGGGUCUGCGAUGGUGGAACGAAGUCAACCCUUCUACUGGUGACAGUCACUGGGUCUUCGAGUCUGCACCGGAGGGCAGCCGAAUCGAGAACAAGACGGAUAAAAGAUUCUUCUGGCUGAGCAUGUACAUUGUGCCUGCUCUGUGGGUGGGAUUGGCUAUUCUUGCGAUCGUGAGGUUGCAGAAUCUGAUUUGGCUGGUCACAGUUGUGAUCGCAUUGAUUCUCACCGUUACGAAUACGGUGGCCUUCUCCCGCUGCGACAAAUUCAGCCAGGCUUCGAGCUUCGCGGGCUCUGCGUUCGGCGGAAGACUGGCUAGUGGUUUUGCGAACAAUGUCUUCGGACGCUUUUUCAAGUGA